AUGUACGGACGUAUGUUUUUGAGCUCCUUGUUUUUUGUAUGCAUUUUCUUGUCUUUUGCUCCUGAGCUUGUUGGAUUUGGCUGUUCCUCGUCUGGAGAAGCUUCUGCUUCAACAGAUAUCGUGUUUGAAGGGGAAAGUUAUGAAAUUAAGCUGGAAUUUCCGAGUUUACUGGUCGACUUUUACAAGUUACUUAACCAUGCAGAACGGGAUAGGAUGCUAUUAGUCUAUUUCACUACGUUAGCUAGUUUGAGAACUGUCACUUUUAACAGUGAAUUAACCGGUUGUCAUUGCUUGUUGGAGGAAUAUGUUUUUGCUAAACAAUAUUUUGAAAAUGAGCAAGAAAUACAACGAAUUUAUGUCUGGCCCUUUGGUUUUACGACGGUGUUCAGCCAAGCUAAUCGUGCCCAGAUUUGCAUACUGUUGAAACGUACAGGUCAGGAUUUGUUUUUAAUUGGGCCGGUUUCACUUAAUGAAUUUAAGAAACGAAAGCUAUCUAAAUCUACAGCUAUGUAUUAUUCAAAUUCAACUGCAACAAGAAGAUUGUUACUACUAUCUGGUGAUGUCGAACAAAACCCAGGAUGGGAAAGUUAUCAACCUAAAACUCAACAAUCAGUAAUAGAACAGAAGAGAAGCCACUAAUUUAAGUAUUCCCGUGCGUAUUACUCAAAGAAUGAAUUUACAUCAGCAAUGGAAUGUAUUUCGGAGCCCAAUCAACUGUAUCAGCAUCAAUAUUAAUAAUAGUUUGCUCUUACCGAACAACUUCAAAAACCUUAGCUUUUGUCUUAUGAAUACUCAAUCACUCAACAAUAAAGCCGCUGAGUUUACCGAUUUCAUAUGUGAUCAUCAACCUGAUAUUGUUGCUUUAACUGAAACCUGGUUUCAUGAACAUGAAACUGCUGCUAGGUCCCUCUGCACGCCCACAGGCUAUAAACUCUUGGACCACCCAUGAUCCGGCCGGCAUGGUGGUGGCACUGGAGUGCUGUUCAGGAAUGAUUUGACUGUUAACAGAGUAUUUGCUGCAGAACUCGGAUCUUUUGAAUACUCUGAGUGGAAUAUAAAAGCAGGGUACCGGCGUAUCUACCACAAUAUUUUUUGAUGAGUUUGCUAAAUUCCUUGAAUCUGCGGUCCUCUGUACUGACCAGCUCUUGAUAACUGGUGACUUCAAUAUACAUGUUGAUGUCACUGAUGACGCACGCUGAUGCUGUCAAACUUCAUGAGCUACUCGAGAGUACAGGUCUACAGCAACAUGUUAAUGUCCCAACUCAUAUCCGUGGACAUACCCUUGACCUCAUAAUAACAAGACAUUCCGAAAAUAUUGUUACUUCUCCACCUCGAACUGAUUACAUAUUUUCAGAUCAUAUGCCUGUUCAUUGUAACCUUCUAGUUAACAAGCCUUGUCUUAAGAAAACCCAUAUAUCCUACAGGAAAGUUAAAUCCAUCAAUGUCGAUGCUCUCUGCAACGAUCUCUCCAACUCAGAUCUGUCCAACUCAGAUCUCUGCAAGAACAUGCUUUCUAUGGAGCUCAAUGAUCUUGUUGACUGCUAUAACCAUACAUUGUCAUCAUCAUUGGAUCGACAUGCGCCUGUGAAUCACAAAACAGUUGUAAAAAGACCGACCGUUCCUUGGUUUAAUGAGGAAGUCAAGUUAGCGAAAAGAGCACGAAGACGAGCUGAAAGGAAAUGGAGACGGACUAAACUGUAUGGUGACUUCCUUGUUUAUAAAUCAAAGAAAAAUGAAGCCACUUUUGUAAUGAAAUGCGCAAAUAAUAAGUACUACACCACCUUCAUACAAGAGAAUAACAGCGAUCAUCGUAAACUGUUCAAGUCUGCCAAAUUUCUUUUUAAUCAAGAAACAGAUUUGCUUUUUCCAGAAUACAGCAAUAAUACAGUCCUUGCGAAUGAUAUAGGUGACUUCUUCACCAAGAAAAUCGAGUGCAUUAGACAAGAACUUGACAGUGCAGCCACCUAUGACAACCCCACAAGUGAACCACAGAUCAUGCCUAAUGUUCAACUGGACUCGUUCAAGACAUUAACUGAGGAUGAUGUUAACCAGAUGAUCUCAAACUCAAGCAAAAAAUCAUGCUCCUUGGACCCCAUGCCCACUCAUCUUGUGGUCCACUGCCUGGAUGUACUUCCGCCGGUAAUUACAAGAAUAAUAAACUUGUCCCUGCAAUCCGGAUGUUUCCCUGACAACUGGAAGCUGGCUAAAGUCCACCCAGGCUUAAAGAAGUCAAAAGUUGAGGUUAUAUUUGAUAAUCUUCGUCCCAUCAGCAACCUUUCAUUUAUUUCCAAACUCACGGAACGAGCUGUCUUUAAUCAAACCCAUGACCACCUUACCGCUCACAAACUUUACCCUAAAGCUCAAUCUUCCUACCGCCAAUAUCAUAGUACUGAAACUGCUCUUCUAUGUGUGAAAAAUGACAUCUUGAUGAACAUGAAUAAACAACACGCGACUCUUUUGGUACUGCUUGAUUUGAGUGCAGCAUUCGAUACUGUUGACCAUACCAUCCUGCUAAAUCGACUACGCUCUAGCUUUGGUAUCACAGGUUGUGUACUAACUUGGCUUAAAUCAUACCUUGAGAACAGAUCUCAAUGUAUUUCUAUCAACGGUGGUGAAUCCAGAUCAUUUGAAAUGAAGUAUGGUGUUCCGCAAGGCUCUUGUCUUGGUCCUGUCUUGUUUGUCAUCUAUGCAAGCAAACUGUUUACUAUUCUUGAAAGCCACCUACCAGAUGUUCAUGCAUUUGCAGACAACUCACAAUUAUACAUUUCAUUCAAACCUGCCUCUAUGAUCGAGCAAUCCGCUGCCAUUAAGGCAAUGCAAGAUUGCAUCACAGACAUCAAGAAAUGGAUGCUAGCAGACCAACUGAAGUUAAAUGAUGAUAAAACAGAGUUCAUCAUCAUCGGAACAAGGCAACAGUUGGCAAAAGUAAGUGUUGAUCCACUGUGCAUCGGAGACGAAAUUAUCAAACCAUCUAGCGUAGUAAGGAAUCUCGGCUCCUGGUUCGGUUCGCAACUGAAAAUGGACUUACACAUCAAAAAAUGCUGUAAAGCAGCAUUUUUCCAUCUAUUUAAUAUCAGACGUAUCAGAAAAUUUCUCAGCUUUGAUACUACACAAUUUCUUAUUAACGCUUUCAUUACGAGUCGACUCGACUAUUGUAACAGUCUCUUGUAUGGUCUGCCCGCCAAUCAGAUAUACAAACUCCAACGAGUACAGAACUCCGCAGCAAGACUGAUUUGUAAUAUUAAUCAAUUUGAUCACAUCACCCCUGCGCUGUAUAAACUACACUGGUUACCUGUUAGAUACAGAAUUAACUUUAAAAUAUUACUUAUCACUUAUAAGGCAAUUAAUGGUCUCGCUCCUGAAUAUAUUUCUGAACUCAUCAAAUUCAAGGUUGCAUCCAGAUACAAUCUACGAUCAUCUACUGAACUGUUGCUUGAGAAACCGGGAACAAAAACAUUAACCCACUUUGGGUGACUGAUCGUUCCAAGUGGCUGCACCUACGCUGUGGAACAGCCUCCCAGCAGAAAUUUGUAACGCCUGCAAUGUUGCAUCAUUUAAGAAAAUGCUUAAAACCCAUUUUUUUAUGAAGAUAUUUUCCUCCAUGCUGUCAUAAUUAGGACAAGUAAUAUAUAGCAGCCCUGUAGGUUCUUAGAUUUAUUGUAGGACGGUUUUUAAAUUAGUGUAAUAUUCCAAUUUUCUAUUUUGAUGUAAUGCGUGAGUGAGCAUCGUCCUAUGUAACACACGCAAUAUAAUUGCAACUUAAGGUUAAGGGAAAGAUCAGGCCAAGAUUUCUCAAAUAUCUAGCAAAAAUGGACCUCUUUCUAAUUUGAUCCAAAUUAUCCAGUCAGCUAUGGAAAGCAUCCUAAACAUAUAUUAUUUAUUGUUAAUUAAUAUAUAAAUUUCAAACCGUACAAAUACAACAUUUUUCUGUUGUGUUGUUUUCUUAUUGCUCUCUGCAAAAAUAGACGGAGCAAAAAAUCCUGUAAUACUAUAUAACAUCCAUCUGACUUACUAUUAAUCUUUAUAGUAUAUUGAUCUAAUGAUCUUAUACAUUAUAUAUAAUCGAAUUAUGCUGUGUUGGUGUAAUGUACUCAGGUGAAUAAGAUGUUUGUGUGAUGUUACUCUGAGUGUAUAUCCACACCGGGCAGGCCUGAAAAAUAUGCCUGGCCACGGCGGGAUUCGAACCUACAACCUUUGGAAUACUAGCCCAAUGCUCUUCCAACUGAGCUACGCGGUCAGGACGGCUUGAGUAUGCGAUAUUUCGGAACUGAGUCUAGUUCCUUCGAUAUCAGUGUAAUCUAAUAAUCAUGAAAUCUGCUGUGUUGGUGUAACCAACUUCACAGCUGUUGUGAAGAAGAACGCCAAUGAACACGGAGAUGUGUUUCUGCGCGUGCGUAUAUAUGAAAAGUGUUCGUACCACAAUCAUAAGACAAUCAAACAGCAUUCAAAACAGGCAACACACCACGUGCGAUUCCCUCGGCUACCCAUGUGUUUACAAACUAAACGCAUGCUUUGAGGGAAAUUAGUGAUUAAAUGUCCCCGCAAACCUCGGGAGGUUUAGUAAAAGUCACUUGGGCUACGCCCUCGCGGCUUUUACUAAACCUCCCUCGGUUUGUGGGGACAUUAAAUCACUAAUUUCCCUCAAAGCAUGCGUUUACUUAUAAUAAAUACAUAAAUUUACCAAGAUGAUACAAAUAGAUUUUAUCAAAUUUUAAAAUCUUUAGUUCACUAAAAAUGGGAUCAGAAUGUGUGUCAAAUGGUUCUUUAUUCUUUCUCAAACGCCACCAUUUCAUUGUGAUCCAUCUGAACUAAUUUCAUAAACGAAUAUCAUCAUUCUCUGGCUGCCCUAAGGUCGAAAUCCUUUUUCAUAUUAUCAAAUUCUAUGUAGGUUUAUCACAAGCAAUAGUAAAUUCGGUUGAAAACUGGUUGAGUAUUGAUGCUGUUCCUGUCAAUGUUGAAUUAUCUUCAAGGGACAAAGGAAGAUUAAAAACAUCUGUCUUGUUUAUAGACUGUGUGCUCUUGCAAAAUCAUCAACCAGAGGGAUCUUAACUCUGAAUUUGACACAUAUAUCCUCUGCCCUUUCUUCAAAUUUGAUAUUACGUAGCCAGUCAUGGACUUCUGCUUCAAUCAUUUCAUUAAUUUGCUUUGGUGGAUCAGGAACACGGUUUAAACUUUUGUCUAAUAAUUGCAGAUAAUAAUUGCAGAUAACAAUCGCACCAUUUUUCCCACAACAUUUUGUGUUCAGACAUGGACUCUGUAAAUUAAAAUUAAAGCUUAAAAUUAAUAUACAGGUACGAUGUACAGCCAAUGAAAAUGGGUAUUGAAUUGGGGGUACAAACAAAUCUUGAUAUUGACUAUAUAGUUUCUUAUGCAUAGCAACUUCAACUUUCACCUGCAUGUUUUAAAAACAACUGAUAUGAAACAAAAAUAUAUACCAUGUGGAUUAAUAACAGUUAGGAUGAGUCAAAAAAAUUUUCAGUAAAAAAAUAGGGGGUAAUAAUUUUUUAUGGAAUUAGACUUCAGUUCCCCGGCCCACUCUUACACCUCUCUCAGCUAAAAAAUGAAUGCUCCCUUAGUUUAGGUGAAAAAUUUUUUGAUCUGUUUUUAAUGUCUGAAAAAAUUUUCACCCGCACUCCCCCCCCCCCGAAACAAAAAUUUGCCCCGGGUCCCCGAAGUUCUCUGAUAAGCCCUGUGCAAAGCAAUGCUUUGAAAUGGUGCAAAGAUAAAGUCCUCCUCCGUUUUGAUGGCCUGCGAGCACCAUAGACAGUUUGACGUUAUGCGCAUGCGCCAGUUCAAGAUCUGGUAUUUUUAUUCUGUAAAGGUAUUUUUAUUCUGUAAAGAUGUUUUUAUACAGCACAUUGUUUUUAAUUUAAAUUUGGUAAUAAAUUUAUAGUGGCUGUCAACCAUAAAACAAAGUUUGAAAGGCAUAUUAAACACGAAUUCUGUCGAAUGUCGUUUUACUUUUCGAUAAAGUACAGAUUGAAAGACACGGUUAUGAUCUACAAGUACCCGAAGUUUCAUGCAUGUAGCAUAAAUAGAAAUAUUUUUAUUGAAUUUUUAUAUAAACUAGGUAGUGGAGUAAAAUUUACAUUUUGUGCUCACAUGAAACAAAUACCUCUAUCAAAGGUCCUUUUUUAUUGCUGCAACAUGUUAUCAAUACAAAUUUCCAAUAUUUCUUACUCUCCAAAGAUAGUAUGGCACCAAAAUAAGUCUGUGAUACCCACAAAAGAACACUCAAAUCAUGAUUAGCAAAAUGUCUUUAUUUCUACAAUUACUACAUACAUUCUUAGAUAAUCAUUACACCAUUGACUUUAGUUAUUAGUGGCAUAACCAGCCUCAAAAUUGGGUCAUGCUAUUCAAAUUUGAAAUAAUCACUACUCAUUUGUUUAGAAAUUGAUUGUUUUCACAAUCUAGAACAUGAAAAUAUUUGCAAAUAGCAUGACCAAGUGUUGUUGGGCUGGCAUCAUCAUAAUUAGUAGUUAUAAAAAAGUAAUGUUUUCCAAGGCAGUAAUGUUUGCUAAAGCAGUAAUGUUUGCCAAAGCAGAUAAUUGGAUUAUGUGGUGAAAAUAUUUCCUUUAUAUUGUACUACAAAAGACCUAAGACUGUAACCAAACUGAUAUCAGAUCACCACGUCAUACCCAAAUCUGUUGCGAUGAAUAUCUGGACUUCUUCCUGUAUAAAUUACAAAGUCGCAAUAUAACCAUUAGGAUUGUCUGCAGCAACCCACAGAUUUAUUCCCCACAUAGUAGGUCAUCUAGCUUUCAUGAACUGCCUAACCCCCAACCUAUUUCUUGAUUUGACAGUGUGUUUGUCUGCAACAACAAUAUUCUGUGACGGCUGGUACAGUUGUUGAUGCAGUUUAUUGCUGUAGUUUUUAGUACAGGAUCUACCAUAUUCACAAACGCCAUAAGCGCUUUGUACCUAACCCGAGAAAUUAUGUCUAUUGCCCACAGACCAUGAUAUAAGGUUUUUACACUCCAAUAAUUUUCAAUCUCACUGUCGACCUUUAGCAAACCUGCAUAUUAUACUAAAAGGCAAUCAACCUCUCAAGGUUGGUGGACUGCAACACCCUUUUUUUAUUAGUAUAUGGGGAUAACUUUUGAGUUAUUUGUAUGUGGGCAUAUGUAUUGGUAUGGCCAGGAAACUACCUCCUGAAGCAUUCCCUUAGUAAAAAAGAGUCGAAUGAACUCAAGCUCACAGUUGAUCGAAAUGGAUCCUGGACAUGUCAGUGAGGAGCAAAAUCUGGGAGAACAUUCCUGGCGUCAGGAUCAUCAUAUCCAUCAUGUACUAUGGGGCCUAGUGGGGAUGCUAGACAGGGAGCUUUCGAAACCUUAGGUCCUAAUGGCUGGGCUUCCCUCUACCUCUGCUCAUCCCCCUACCUUCCCUCUGGGUUGGUGAGUGGGGUUCUCAUGGCUCAUCAGAACUCUACUUCCCUGAGGCUAUGAAACAGGAACAGCAGAUAGGAACAGGAUCAAUAUAUUCAUCAGUGCGAAUAAAAACUUUUAUAGACAUGGUGCCACUUAAAAUUAUAAUAAGAGCCAACUAGUAAGAUAUAAGUAUGAAUACUUGGCUAUUAUGUAUGUAACAAAACAACCAAUCAUGUGCUCAAGGCUCAUUUUACUUUGCCUAGGAAUCAAGAGAUUUUUAUGCCACAUGUAAAACACCAUAAAUUUUCAUCAACAAUAUAAAUAAAUACCAUUUAUAUUUGUCAAUAUCAGUAUGAAACGAUUAUUUCAACACAAAAAAACGAUAUGAGGACAUACUUGGUCGUACUAGUGAAGCUAUACUAAAUACAAAUAAAUUUACAACGCCAUGGCAAUGGCAAAACAUUGAAAUAGAAAUUGUCUAGAAAUGAUACAAAUACUUGCCUUGAAACUCCAGACACGACUCCCAAUGCCAGGCUGAGAUAAUUGUCUUCGUACGAAGACAUUCCAUCAUUACUAGCACUAUCAGGUUGCAAAAUAAAGCCAAAAACGUCUUCAGAAUGCGAUUCAAACAAAUACAAUACAUUUCAACGCUCGUGCGUUCCCGUGCGCGAUAAUCAGGAGAAUUGCUCUAAAAGAUUUGUUUUUCUGCCUAAGCCAAUCAAAAUCCGUAUCUAGGGUAAACAAACACUCCGGAAGUGAUUCCUGCAGUCUUUUACCAGGAAACUGUAAUGCUUUACCAAGAAUUUGGUGUCCGAAGUUGGCCGAACACUUUCCGAUCACGAGAAUUGCCAUAAUAGGCUUAGAUUAUUUUGCAAUUUCCCGAGACUGCUCCGAGCUAUAGAAUGGAAGAUGGCGAUUCUUUUGGUAUAUUUGUUAUUAUUAUACGUUGAAAAGAAGCAAAAAGAUGAGCAUUUGAAUCAGGCGGAACAUUAAAAAUGCAACAGCAAAAUUGAUAAUGUGUCAUUUGCAUAAAUUUCACCGCAUUGAUCAUUUCAAGGUAAGAAAUUUGCUUGAAAUUGAGCAAGAAACAAUAAAAUUAUAUGAAUAUUUCUGAAUAUAUAGUAUCAACCAAGCGGAUUUUUUUGGUGGUAUUUUCGUAUGUCUACUGCAAAUACUCGCGAAGUUCUUUAAUAUUUAAUCUUCCCAUCAUAUACGUCAGAAAUUAAUAUUGGCGGAUCGAAUUGAGUUAAGGAAGUUUGGUAAUAGGAGAGGUUGUAACAUUGCUGAAAUGUCGAUAUGUGAACGAGGAAUACACUAUAGUAGUGAUAUUUUGAGUGUUUUUUAUUGAGAAGGGGGAAUAUACAAUAGUAGUGAUCUCUUGCGUGUUCUUUUCAGAAUGAGGAAUACACUAUAUUACACAAGCCUUAUUCUCAAAUAUCAACCUGCGAACAGGCAUAUGCAUUACGGGCUGUAUGGCCUGCGGAGGAUGUAGAUAUAUAGUAGUGAUAUUUUGCGUUAAUUUCACUUUGUAUCAUAGCUUGCCCAGUUCGUAUCAUAGCUUGCCCAGUUCCACUAAAUAAUGGGAAUUCAUAAUAAUUAUGUUUUUUAAUUUCACUUUGUAUCAUCGUAUCACUUGCCCAGUCCUAAUAAAUGACGCGACUUAUAACAAUGACGUCAUUAUUUUCACUUCGUAUCAUCGUAUUACGGAAAUAAAAGUCACAAAAGUGGACGGGUACUCUAUAAUCUAGCCUAAUGAUCUACACUGGAUGAUGAUGAGCAGAGUUUUUCUGGGGGUCCUGCACACCAAUAGAGGGGGGGGGGGCAUCCCGACAGUCACUUGUACAAUAAGUGGUUUACCCCUCCAGCAUCAAUAACUAAUGCUUAUAAUUCAUUAUGCUUUUGUGUACUGUACAAGUUGUUGUUUUGUCUUUUCCUUUACACAUGUUGUUAUACGACAACUUUUUUUUUGUAGAAUUUCUCCUGCCACAUGAUGACUUCUCACGAUCUGACAAAUUUCCUAAUACAUAUACAGAGGAAGUACAAAGUUACCUCCCAAAUAAUGACAGCUCAAGUGAGUCCAACCAGCCAACAACGGAAAUAUCAGGUGAAGGAUCUGAACGCAUCCAAGAAGGCAGUUUUGAAAAGGUUAUCUUGGACUGCAUAAAAAAAUGCAAUACAGUGAAUAUUAUAGACCCCAUUGAAAUAUUGAGGUGUGCUUCGACAUAUAUAGUACAAGGCUGACCACUUGACAUAACUUCAGCAUCAGAUACAGUCGAAGGUGCAACCAAUUUUAUUCAUGUAGACAGAGAAGGAGUUUUACAAUCUGCAUUUGAAGAGAUAAGCUCUUUAGAGAAUCUACGACUUACCUUGGAAGUUUCACUCUAUGGCGAACUGGUGUCAGAUUUGGGUGGUCCUAGGAAAGAGUUUUUUAUGCUAUGUCUGAGAGAAAUACAAUCAAAGUACUUUGCUAAAGGGUUGCGAGAUUACAUGAGUGCGGAUUAUGAAGUUGUUGGGUUAAUAAUGGUGCUUAGUAUGUUACAGAAUGGAUGUGUUCCCCAUUUUCUGACUGAGGAAAUUAUCAAAGAAACAUUCAUGACAGAAUCUCCUUCUCUGUGUAUCGCUAAUCUACGAGCAGGGUUUGCUAAAGUUGGGCUCUUUCAAAUUGGCAACAAACUCAAACAGAUUGACACGAAAGAAGUUGAUUAG
Messenger RNA from Paramuricea clavata, 10073 nucleotides. NCBI's taxonomy places the organism in Eukaryota, Metazoa, Cnidaria, Anthozoa, Malacalcyonacea, Plexauridae. The record is from the annotation of a GenBank genome assembly.